Messenger RNA from Xiphophorus maculatus (southern platyfish), 3987 nucleotides. It is a transcript of the gene map7b, whose product is annotated as microtubule associated protein 7. NCBI's taxonomy places the organism in Eukaryota, Metazoa, Chordata, Actinopteri, Cyprinodontiformes, Poeciliidae. The coding region runs from base 68 to 2437 and encodes 789 amino acids. Gene Ontology annotation, biological process: microtubule cytoskeleton organization. The transcript has 19 exons. The record is from RefSeq and is a predicted model, not a curated record. Gene Ontology annotation, cellular component: microtubule cytoskeleton.
UGGGGUGGGAUGGGCAGAGCUCAGGUGAGUUAGCCUGGGGGCUCGAGCGGUUGCAACAGGGCAGGCGAUGCCGUAUGGGAAAGCAGGAGGAGGUGGAGGAAGUGGAUCACCCAGAGACAAGUGGAAGCUAAGGAAGAGAGGCAGCCGGCUGACGAUUCAACCGCUCUUUACCAUCACUGAGGAAGAGGAGGUACAGAGAAGGAGGGAGGCUGGCAGGAAAAAGAAACGAGCAUCUUACUCCCAGUAUAGGUCUGAGGAUUGUCGAGGGUCUUCAGCCUCUGGGCAGACCUACUCCCCCACUGGGACACCUAUACCCCCUCCCAUUCCUAAUCGGACCACCAGCAAAAACACAAGUAGUUAUACUGCUACCAAAACAGACUCGUUGCUCUUUAACAAGAUUGAUGAGAGACAGAGGCUGGCCCGUGAGCGCAGGGAGGAGCAGGAAAAACAGAAUGUUGCCAAGGAGGCCCAGUGGCAGGCGCGCGAGGAGAGAGCGAGGCAGCACUAUGAGAAACAGUUGGAGGAGAGGAAGAAAAAACUGGAAGAGCAGCGGAUAAAAGAGGAGAAAAGAAGGGCUGCUGUGGAGGAGAAGCGAAGGCAAAAACAAGAGGAGGACCGGGUGCGUCAUGAGGCAGUGAUACGCCGCACGCUGGAGCGGAGCCAGAAAACCAGGCCGAAGCAAAACCGCUGGUCCUGGGGAGGAGCGCUGCACACCAACACUCCAAGCAUACCAGCUGAUGCUGACAGAAGGUCGGUGUCCACCGUGAAUUUAUCCAAACACACGGAAUCCAUCAUUACCAAGCGCCUCUCCUCCUCGUCUGCCACACUGCUGCACUCGCCAGACAGAGGCUUACAGAUGAGAACAGCUUCCACGCCUGUAAUAAGCAAAGCUCAGUCCAAACCCCGCCUACAUCAGGGGAAGACCACCCAGCACAAAAACACAGGACUCCGCCGCCUUCCGCUGACGCCAUGGGAGAGCAGCAUGGUGAACCGACUACAGCAGCCAACACACUCAUACCUGGCCCGGAGCCGUAGCGCCAUGAGCUUGUCUGGAGAACAGUCAGCCAUGCCUGUGUGUCCUCGCUCAGUUUCCUGCCACCCCAUGGGCGCCAUGUCAUUCAAGACCCUGCAGGCCCAAGUGCUCCCUCACUGUCGCAGCCAGGACAGGAACCUGAGCAGAGAGAAAGCUUUGCCGGCCUCCGCCACCGCUCGUAGAAGGACCACAGGAACUAUGCAGCAUAAAGACCGUGACAGCGUCAGGAAGUCUUGGAGCAACCUGUCCCUUCCACUGGCUCCUGUUCUGACGUUACCUCCCAAUAAGUCCACCAUUUCUUUAGGCAAAAAGUCCAACAAAGCCACACCACCCUCUGCUGGCAGAGCUCCACAGAAAACACUGGGACGUCCCCCAACUCCCAAGCUGCUUAAAUCUCCAGUUUCAGAUGAUCCCGGAAACCUUCGUCCUGUCAGAAUCACACCUGAGCACUCUCAACCCUCAACGCCAACAGCAGCUCCGAAGGAAGAAGAAGAAGAGGAAAAAGGGAAGAUUUUCAGCCCUCCUCAACCCAGACCUCAGCCACUGGGUGAGAACAAUCCCCCAAGUGAGGCACCAGCUGAAGUCAACGAGUCUACAAGCAGUCCUCCAACUCAGAAACCUUCAGCUGGUACCACAGAUCCAGAGGAGGCCAGUCGGAUCCUGGCCGAAAACCGGCGGCUGGCCCGGGAGCAGAGGGAGAGAGAGGAGGAGGAGCGGAGGCAACAAGAGGAGCAGGCGAGAUUAGCAAAGGAGGAGAUGGCCCGCCGUAAAGCGGAAGAGCGAGCGAAGAGAGAAGAGGAGGCCCAGCGUCUGGCAGAGGAGAGGAGAAGGCAGGAGGAGGAGGAGAGAAAGGCUGAGGAGGAGAGGCUUCAGAGGGAGAGAGAAGAGGCAGAGAGACUUCAGAAACAGAAAGAGGAGGAGGAGUCUCGAUUGAGGGAGGAGGCAGAGCGACUGAGGCAGGAGAGGGAGAAGCACUUUCAGAAGGAAGAAGCAGAACGAUUGGAGAGAAAAAAGCGUCUUGAGGAGAUCAUGAAGAGAACCAGACGCUCAGACACAUCAGAUAAGAAAGUCAGGACCGGAGACAGCGCAGUGAGCUCUGGUUCUCCUGCAGCACCUGCAGCCAACGUGCCUCAGACAAACAGCAACAGUCACCAACCUGACCUCAGCCCACAACCCAGCACCACUCCUCUGAGCCGCCCUGACCAGAGGGAGAACGGGGAGUUCGAAGAGGUGAUCUCACUGCCUUCACAUUCCAGGUUGUCUCCUCCUGAAGGGGAGGAGCAGCAGGAGACGGAGGAAGAGGAGAGUAAAGUUUCUGUCGUAGCCUUCAUGGAGAACGGUCUUCUAAAGUCUCUGAGUGCAGUUGAAGAUAUAUCAGCCCAGCAGGGACCAGAUGUAGCCUGAUGCCGCUUUGGAACGUGACGACUCCACAGCCACGGAGACAGGAGAAGCGCUCCGAAGGAGGCAGAGAAUCAUGGAGCUGUGAAGACUGAACCAAAGGAGAGAUUAGCAGCACCAUAUUUAUAUUCUCUUUCUCCUGUGGACAAAAACGCCAUUGCCAUGUCCCAAAACCGGUGUCUCCAAAGAACUCCAAAAAGAAAGACAUCCUUUCCAAGAGAAGUGUCUUUUCCUUUAAGAAACUCAGGCAAAGAGCUCAUUUUCUCGGUGACAGUUGGUCAUAUCUUCUUGUUCCCGCCCAGUUCUCCAAUGCUCCAAAAUCACAAUACAACUUCAACUCCUGAGAUUGAGUGAAGAAAAAUUUAUUAAUCUUGUAAACUGAGAUUACCUUUUCAGUCUCCAACCAUGAUACUUGAAGCGUUUUCGUUGUAGAUGUUCUUUAACCUAAUUUUCAGCAUCUGCAAUGUGAAAGAAAAAAAGAGACUGAUGCAUUUUUUGUGUAGCUUCAGCAUUUUUGGUUGAAUCAGUACAAAAUUGAUGGUAUAAUGGCACUACGUUAUAUAGAGACUACCUGGAAAUGUCACAUAAUGCAAUGUAUUCUGUCUACAGUGUUUAAAACUAGAGGCUGUAAGAUUGAGGCCAGGAUGAUUGAGUAUUACAAACUUUAGUUUCAGUAAUUAUUAAAACAAUAUUUUGUUUUUUUUAGGCAACAGAGAAAUAGGGCAUAAACUUCUGAUUUCUGUUUAACUUUAUUUAAUUGCUGUACAGAUAAAAUGUGAUUCUUCUAGUUGCCUGUGUCCUUUUUUUCUUCAGAAAUUUGCUUUGGGUUGAAGCCAUUAUGUUUACCCUUUUUAUAGAUAAAACUCAGUCAAAGCUGUAUCCUACAACUUGGCCCAGAGUACUGGAAGAGUUUUACUUAUUCUUUAGCUGGACUGUGUUGGAAGCUGAGUUUUGUUCGGCCUAAGACGGCUCAAAAUGACUUGAAAUAAUUUACAUCUGAUACUGAAUCAAACAAAUUAAUAAUUUUCAUGAAUCGAUGCUGCUAAUUGUGAAGUUGUGUUGCCUUGCUGCGUUGCGGUUGUGUAGGGCAACAUUGUUUCUACACUGAGUUGAAGGUGAAUCUGCAUUCCUGAGUUUUGGCAUUUGCAGCCAAACUCUCCCAUGUCUUCCUUUUGAUGCAAACAUCUGAAGCCAGAUUAAAUGCUCUGUCCCCACUGUAAGCAGCUUCUCAUACAUUUUUCACUCAGCUUUUGAUGCUACGCUUUCCUGGGUGAAUGUGUUGAUACAACUAGUAGCAAUAUGUACUAGAUGUGAGCAGGAGGUUUCUACCAGCUGGACUGUUAACAUCAUGUUGACUACCUAUGUUUGUAAAUAUUACCAAGUAGAAAUUUUCUGAAAGACCAUAAAGAUUUGAAAGCAAACAAAUCCUUUAAGGACAGUGGAUGGGAAGAGUUUUUUUGAACCAUUGUAUUGCUGAAGUGUAAAAUUAUUACAUCUCGAUUUGUUGGAAAAUUAAAAAUUUUGGAACUGAUUAAAUAUUCACUCUGGUUAUCCUG